AUGAUAACUGCAUUGUCAUGGGUACCAAAAGGGGCAGCAAAAGCCUUGCCCGAUCAUGCUAAACUUCCUUCUAAGGAGGAAAUCGAAAAGCUCAAAGAGAGUUGUGAAUUUUACAGUGAAGAUGAAGAAGAGGACGAAGAGACCGAUGAUGAAGAAGAGAAUAGUGAAGUUGCUCAUGCAAAAGCCGUAGCGGAAGAGUUUGGAAAAUCUUUCAAAACCAAGAAUGCUAAUUCUUCAAUGGAGGUUGAUGGUGAGGUAGCUGAUGGUUUGAAAGAACUCGACAUGGAUAAUUACGAUGAAGAGGAUGAUGGAAUUGAAAUUUUUAGCUCCGGACGUGGGGGUCUUUAUUACGCAAGUAAUAAGAUGGAUCCAUACCUCAAGAACAAUGAUGAUGGUGGUGAUGACUCGGAUGAUGAUUCAACAAUCUUACCAACCGAUUCACCAAUUGUUUGUGCUAGGACCAACAAUAAUCUUGAUAUUUAUCUAUGCGAGGAGACAUCUAUUGGCCCUCCAAACGUAUAUAGUCAUCAUGAAAUAAUGAUACCAAAAAUGCCAUUGUGUACUGCUUGGCUUGAUUGUCCACUUAAAGGAGUAGAAAAAGGGAAUUUUCUAGCUGUUGGUUCGUAUAAAACGUCCAAGAUAGAGAUAUGGGAUCUUGACAUUAGGGAGGAGGUACUCCCUUGUGUACAACUUGGAGGAAAAAAGGAGAAAGGGAAAUACAAAGAAGGCAGCCAUACUAGAUCAGUUCUUGGUCUUGCUUGGAAUAAGGAGUUUAGGAAUAUGCUUGCUAGCGCCAGUGCCGACAAACAAGUUAAAGUUUGGGAUGUUGCUACUAGAACAUGCCAGAUUACUAUGGCGCAUCAUACAUAUAAGGUUCAAGCGGUUGCUUGGAACCAUUAUGCUCCGGAAGUACUUCUUAGUGGGUCGUUUGAUCGCACUGUUGUAUUGAAAGAUGUAAGAAAGCCUUCACACUCGGGUUUCAAAUGGUCAGUCAAUUCAAAAGUUGAAAGCUUAGCCUGGGAUCCACAUAGCGAACACUCCUUUGUGGUAAGUCUCAAAAAUGGAACUGUGAAUGGCUUUGAUGUUCGUCAAGCCUCAAGUUCAACUUCUGAUUUAAAUCCAAGUUUCAUUCUCCAACAUGGAACUAGAGCAGUCACUUCCGUCUCAUACAACAUUUCUGCACCUAAUCUUUUGGCAACUGGAUCUACGGAUAAAUCGGUAAAGCUAUGGGAUCUUUCCAACAAUGAGCCUUCAUGCAUUGCUACACACACACCCAAUGUUGGAGGCUUAUUUUACAUUGCUUUCUCUCCGGACAAUCCUUUCGUACUCGCUAUGGGUGGCGUAAAGGGGAAGUUAAAAGUUUGGGAUACACUUUCGGACGCUAAUGUCUCCAACAGAUACGGAACCAGACCUGUCCGACCGUGA
Camelina sativa (false flax) is the source of this 1425-nucleotide messenger RNA. RefSeq lists its product as uncharacterized. Lineage: Eukaryota; Viridiplantae; Streptophyta; Magnoliopsida; Brassicales; Brassicaceae. Gene Ontology annotation, cellular component: nucleus. Gene Ontology annotation, biological process: rRNA processing. Gene Ontology annotation, molecular function: protein binding. The record is from RefSeq and is a predicted model, not a curated record.